CCGCUUGAAUAAAUUUCUUGACAAAAAUCUUCAGUCUUCGACCCUUGGCCAUUGGCAUGGAUGAAAACAACGAUAACCACAAAACUGGUAAAAAUAACCUUUAAAAAACUUGAAAAGCACCUGCCUGGAUGAACUGGUCAGCGGAAACUCUAAAAAAGUGGUUAUUUUUAGAAGCAUGCAUCGCUGUUCGUUGAAGUUAUUACGGAAAGAAACAGGUUUUUCACUUUGUAGAUGACCAUUGUCUUUGUUGGAGUUUCUUUCAGUGAUUUGAACUACGGAGUCUCGAAAGAAGUUUCAUUGACUGGUGUUACCGUUUUCAUAUUUCCAUGUUGUUCAACACGUCUUUGUUGCUAAGUUCGCCAAAUACGACAACAACUUCGCCAACCCCCAUUUUAAACGAACUUACUCCAGUUGCAGCCGAUGAACAGAUUUUCUUCCAAACCGCCGCUGCUCGCGGAAUUUCGGGUAUCUUUGUGUGGUUAUCUUUAAUUAUAACCUGCCAUCAGAUUUAUCAACAUUUAAGGUAUUACACUAACCCAAAUGAGCAGAGGUGGAUUGUGAGAAUCCUGUUUAUUGUUCCUAUCUAUGCAUUUGAUUCCUGGUUGAGCUUGUUAUUUUUUGAACAGUCAUACUAUGUCUACUUUGACAGUAUCAGGGAUUGUUAUGAAGCAUUUGUUAUCUACAACUUCUUGAGUUUGUGUUACGAAUAUUUGGGAGGUGAGAUGUCAAUCUUAAGUGAGAUAAGAGGACGACCAAUAAAAGCCAGUUGGUUAUGGUGCACAUGUUGUUUAACAGGAUGUCAAUAUACAAUAGUGUUCUUAAGAUUCUGUAAACAGGCCACUCUUCAGUACUGUGUCAUAAAACCCAUCAUGGCAGUCAUUACACUCAUUCUUCAGCCACUUGGUUACUACUCUGAUGGAGACUGGAGAGCUGACCGUGGCUAUCUGUAUAUCACAAUAGUGUACAAUAUCACGGUGUCACUGGCUCUGUAUGCAUUGUUUCUGUUCUAUCAAGCCACACGAGAUCUCCUUAGUCCUUACUAUCCUGUGCUGAAGUUUUUUACCAUAAAGUCAGUUAUUUUUCUUUCUUUUUGGCAAGGUGUUCUACUAGCUGUGCUAGAAAAGGCGGGAGCCAUCAGAACAUAUCGUGACUUAUCCGCUGGCACAAUUGCUGCCGGGUAUCAGAACUUUGUGGUCUGCAUAGAAAUGUUCUUCGCUGCCAUUGCUCUCAGGCACGCCUUCCCUUACUCGAUUUAUCGCCAUCAGAGAAAACUUGACGAGCGAGGGCAAGGAAUCGCGUUGAAAAGUAUCUCUAGAAAUCUAAGACAAACGAUAAAUCCUAAAGACAUUGUAGAUGAUGCGAUUCACAACUUCUCCAGAUCUUAUCAGCAUUACGCAAACGCGCAGAAUCUAAAAACUUUCAACGAGGAAAGCACUGUGCAAGCGAACUCUGUAACUUCAUAUCGAAGCACUGUUGUGGAAAACUUGGAUUCAAUUAAACCUGGAAUGCAAAUCACAGUUCUUGAUGGCCAUGGAUACAGAUACGAUAAUGAGAAUUCCACGCUACUUGCGUCUGACGAGGAAUUUUAGUAUUUGUUACCUCUUAACUGUGGUAUUCGGCAAGCACCAAAAUGAAAAGAAAAAGAAGAAAGAAAAGAAGAGAGGAGAACGAAGAAAAAAAGAAGAACAUUUUAAGUAAAAUUUGACUUGGAAAAAUAUGAGGAAAUGGAGAGUGAAGCCAAUUUUUUUGGCGAGGUUUGAGGAUUCGAGUACGCCUUGGCCAUCCUUGUAUCAUACGAUGAACAAGACGUAUUGAGUAAGAAAAGAAAAAAGCGGUCUGAAAAUUAAUGAACCUCCUGAUUCAGGGGGCUCAUGAGCAAAAAAAAAUGGAUUGCGGUUCGCAAGCGUUUAUUUUCGUCCCAUUCAAAAGAGAAGGUUAAUACUGUCUUUUUGUAACAACAUCUAGAAGACCUAUAGCAUGAUAUCCUUAACUCGAUAAUCUGAGGUGAGAGCACCUUUUUUGUUUACUACAAAGAAUUGAACUGUUCGAACAAAAAAGGCUUUAAGGCAGUGUUCUCUCUGAUAAAAAAACAAAGUGUGGACUUGGGAAACAUUUUCACAAUCUAAGUUUCUUGCGUGAGCUUUAAACUGUUGUAGAUGAUUCCAUCCGAUCAUAAUUAUUUUGUUUCGUUAAAUAUGUAUGAUUAUUGAUGGUUAAUUACAACUCCAUCCAGACUAUUCCAUUAAGAUCUAAAAAAAAUAGUGAACAGAAUCAGUUGUAAUAAAGUGAUGAAUGAAAAAUUUCUCCGCAACUAGCGAGCAAGCAAAGUAUCUCAAAUUUUUGCAGUUUAGUUUUUUCUCCGAAACUAACUUGUUUUGUAAAUAUGACAGAUUGAAUCUGUAGAUGUAAUGUUUGUUUGUUUACCUUACUUAAGACUGAAACUAGUUUGUUAUAUUGUUUACACCAGAAAUCUACUUUUAGUGAUGGUAUUGUAAGUCAGAAGACGCGAGUGCUUAAGUUUGCAGCGUAAAAAAUAAUUUAAGGCAGUUUUUAAGACAUUCAUUGCUUUGUCAUUCAUCUUGCUCGGUAUAAAUGAUGUGCGUUUUGGCGAAGCAUCAAAUGUCUUUUGUACAUUUUGUCUCAAACAUUUAAAUUGUAAAUUUAUUUUAAAGCUAUUGUUAUUUAUUCAUACCAGUACCAUUCAAUUCAUUUAUGUAGAUGUAUUUUUCCGCUCAGAAAAGUU
Molecule: messenger RNA, 2743 nt
Organism: Pocillopora verrucosa
Lineage: Eukaryota; Metazoa; Cnidaria; Anthozoa; Scleractinia; Pocilloporidae
Product: transmembrane protein 184B
Biological process (GO): transport
Cellular component (GO): membrane
Molecular function (GO): transporter activity
Source: RefSeq, a predicted model, not a curated record